Molecule: messenger RNA, 2444 nt
Organism: Polyodon spathula (Mississippi paddlefish)
Lineage: Eukaryota; Metazoa; Chordata; Actinopteri; Acipenseriformes; Polyodontidae
Product: 5'-nucleotidase domain-containing protein 2-like
Exons: 14
Coding region: 269-1999 (576 amino acids)
Molecular function (GO): 5'-nucleotidase activity
Source: RefSeq, a predicted model, not a curated record
AUGUAAAGACAUUACACGACUACAACUUCCAGACUGCACCGGUUCUGCGGUGUGGCAAUGUGUUUUCUGUGAGUUGGAGGUGGUACCUUAUCAGCAAAAUUAAAAGCCAGUUUGGAUGAUGAAAGAUAAGCGCCGCAUUUUGAUUGGUUGCUGAGUUAUAAACGAACCGCGGCUGGGUGUCAAGGGUUUGCCAGCCACGCUGUGCAUUGUGCUGCUGAGCUGACUUUACCAAAGCAAGCAAGCAUGCUCAGCUGAACGGGGCACAAUUAUGUUUGUACUGACAGAGCGAAUGGCAGCAGGAGUUUUUAAGUGUCUUGGUUUGCAGCAGAAAGCGGUGGAAUAUUCGCGUGUGCAGCUUGUGUCUGCCUGCCAAUGCUGCAGGAAAGUCUGCUGCGCAAGUGCUGAAGGGAAGGACACUGGUGGUAGUACUUGCCACCAGCAUCAACAGAAGAGAGCUUCGGACCUGAGCGUCUCUGGCAAGAGCUCAGCCUUUGAGAAAUCAGACAACAAAACGUACCUCUGGGCAAGGUACAAUGCGAUGAAAAGGCUUGUGUACGAUCUUCUUCCUCCUGGUGUCUGUAACCUCCUCAACCCAGCCUCAAUAUACGCAAACAAUGAGAUCAGUCUGCAGGACAUUGAGAUCUAUGGCUUUGACUAUGAUUACACACUGGCCCAGUAUUCCAGCUCCUUACACACAAUGAUCUUCAACACAGCCAGAGAAAUCCUCAUUGAACAGUACAAGUAUCCACAAGGCAUUAGGAGCUAUGAAUAUAUUCCCAGUUUUGCUAUUAGGGGUCUUCACUAUGAUGUGCAAAAGAGCCUUCUGAUGAAGAUUGACGCCUUCUACUAUGUGCAGUCUGGAACAGCAUAUAGAGGGCUCACACCAGUGGCGGACGAGGAGGUCAUUGAAAUGUAUGGGGGCACCCAGCACAUCCCUCUAUACCAAGUGAGCGACUUUUAUGGCAAGGGUCCCUCUAUUAAGCAGUUCAUGGAUAUUUUCUCCCUCCCCGAAAUUACUCUGCUUGCCUCUGUGAACGAUUAUUUCAUCACCCACAACAUUGAGUUUGACCAGGGGCAUCUCUACAAAGACGUUACUGAUGCAAUCCAGGAUGUUCAUGUGAAAGGACUGAUGUACGAAUGGAUAGAGAAGGAUAUGGAGAAAUACAUUCUCCAUGGUGACAAGACGUAUGCUGUCCUAAACAGACUGGUGAAUAACGGGAAGAAGCUCUUUCUCAUAACCAACAGUCCUUUCAGUUUUGUUGAUAAAGGGAUGAAGUAUAUGGUUGGGAAGAACUGGCGGGAUCUUUUUGAUGUGAUUAUCAUCCAGGCUGAGAAGCCCAGCUUCUUCACAGACAGACGCAAACCAUUCAGAAGGCUCAAUGAAAAUGGAUCCCUUCAUUGGGACAAAAUCAGCAGGUUGGAAAAAGGGCAGAUCUAUAGACAGGGUAACCUGUUUGAUUUUCUCCAGAUGACGGGUUGGAGAGGGUCAAAGGUGCUUUAUUUUGGAGACCAUCUUUACAGCGAUCUGGCAGAUCUGAUGCUUCGACAUGGCUGGAGAACGGGUGCAAUCGUCCCUGAGCUGCACACAGAGAUCCAGAUUGUAAACACUGAGCAGUACCUGCACACCUUGACCUGGCUGCAAGCCCUCACCGGCCUGCUUGAGAGGAUGCAGGUGCAUCAGGAUGCUGAAUCGCAAACAAUUUUGUUGGAAUGGAGGAAGGAGAGACAUGAGCUGAGGUCCGUGACAAAGAACCUGUUCAAUCCUCAGUUUGGAAGUAUUUUCAGGACCUACCACAACCCCACCUAUUUCUCCCAGAGGCUGUGCCGCUUCUCAGAUCUCUACAUGGCCUCCAUCAGCUGCCUGCUCAACUACGACCUGCAGUUCACCUUCUACCCCCGGCGCACCCCCCUCCAGCAUGAGGCCCCCCUCUGGAUGGACCAGCUGUGCACUGGCUGCAUGAAAACGCCCUUCCUGGAAGAGAUGGUGCACAUCCGUUAAAGGUGUGCAAGAGGCAGGCAUUCGGAUAAGUGUAAAGCAGUCAACAUGGAAAGGGAAUGACUGUGUAUGCCUCCCCUGCCUCCUCUUUGAAAUCCAAUCACAAUGUGCUACUGUGUGAUAGGUCUAGGCCCACCUAGAGACUAAAGGUUGCUCCUUAGAGCUCUUUACUGUUAAAUCUUAAAGAACAGGGAGAGUUGUGUGUUACUGUAUGAAGACAGAAACCUUAAGAGAUAUGCAUGAUCCUUGCAUCAGUCCAGUCUUAAAAGGACCUGUGUGCGGUAUUAGAAACAAAUAAUUCCUGAUUCAAGAAUUUCACCAUCCUUGUGAAACAGACAAUACGUUAAAUUAGUCAGUUUCAUGAGUUAGCAGCAGUGUUUCCAAAGAUCGUUCUUUUAUGGAAGUUAUAUUUUCAGCUACUUUAUGAUAAUUAUGUAUGUGUAUAUUA